UGCAGCCCACACAGGGCUGCUGGGAAACUCCUGUGUUCUACAUCUGUUUCUCAGAAUGCAGGCAAAGCAGCGCUCCUGGCACGAGCUCCUUUGUGGCAGUGGGGCGUGUAUCCGGGUGUAUGUGGGGGUUGCGGGGCUCCGACCUCUGAAGGACUGAAGCACCGAGAAGGAGGCCCUUUCUGGUCCACCUCACUCGGUGGCCUGAGCCUGGCUCAUUUCCCGGACCCCCCGGCAGGGGGCAGGGCCGGAGCAGCUUGGGGUGUUGCGAGAGGGGCGGGGUAAGGCCUGUCCCCCGAGGAGGAGGCCGCUGUGGCGGAGGGGCCCGGGGCCUGCCUCACAAUUGGAGGAAAGGCUCCAGGAAGCGCUCAGACGACUUGGGAGCCAAGUCUCCAGCAGGACCCCCAGCCGGCCUGCCGGCCGACCCGCAGCACCCGGGGAAGGGGCGGCCGGGCCAGGGGGAGGCCGCAGCAUCAGGUGCAGCCCCGGCCCGCCUGCGGGGAGCCCAGGGCACCACAGGUGGCCCCGUGCUGUCCAGCCUCGCUCUGAGCUCCCCAUUCUUGCGCUUGGUGUCCAGGGGAUCUUGCACCCCCAUCUUCUGGAACCGCACUGACAGCAGCGCUCGCAAGCCUGGUGGAACAGUCAACAGGUUUGAGGUGGACUGGGCUCCCAGCAGCCCGGCUACUCUGAUGGGCGGCUGAGACUCCUACACACUCCACGCUCCAACGGUUGCUCAAGGGCAGUCAGUGGUCCUGUGGCCAUGGAAACGGCAGUGAUGGGGGUGGUGGCAGUGUUGUUCCUGGUGACCGUGGCCAUCACUUGUGUUCUUUGCUGCUUCAGCUGUGACUCGAGGAGCCGGGACCCUCAGGAACGCCCCGGCCACAGCUUCACGGUGGCCACAUUUCGCCAGGAAGCUUCCUUCUUCACAGGACCCAGUCGUCCAACUCGGCCCGUGCCAGCUGCCCGGGACUUCUGGUCUUUCAUGUAGUGCCUCAUGGCAGUGUUGGGACCUGGCUGGACAGCCAGGGGAGGGGAGACGGCAUUGACCCCUGACCUAGUAGCAGGAUCUGUCGCCUGGAAGGGGUGGAGGGGUGAUCAGCCACCAUGUGGGACGCGUGGUGGGGCCGGCUUUGUAGAUUGCUGCAUGUAACGCUUGCUGGAACUGAGUGGCAAGCCGUGUGCCAGGGAAAGGAUUUGUAUUGCCCCAGCAGAUGCGGCACCCUCCAGUGGAUGCCGGAAGGAAGCACCUCCCCUGAUGGAACAUGAUUGCACAGAAUUCUUUUCCCCUCCUGGCCUGUGCGAGAUAGUCCCGUAGUUAUGAAGCCACACAGCUGCUUUCUGGGAGUAAGUGGUCUAGUGGACACUUGAGAAAGUAUGGCCUUUUAUGGGUCUUUCCAAGUCGUGCUUGGGAAAACCACAAAAGGAAAAAGAGACACACGAGUCGCAGAAAGUCCAAGAUGUCUUAUUCACAGGAAAGCCAGAAAGCUGAUUUUUCAGCCAAUUCUGGGCCAGUCUUCAUUACUGCUUUCUAACAGGUCGCAUGGGGA
Molecule: messenger RNA, 1544 nt
Organism: Ochotona princeps (American pika)
Lineage: Eukaryota; Metazoa; Chordata; Mammalia; Lagomorpha; Ochotonidae
Gene: SPAAR
Product: small regulatory polypeptide of amino acid response
Exons: 2
Coding region: 758-985 (75 amino acids)
Source: RefSeq, a predicted model, not a curated record